AUGAAAACGGAUAUACCACCACUAGCCGCAGAACGACCAGUAAGCUGCGACAAGGAAAGCCGCUCUGUUUCAACAGGCCUUCAAGUUGACCUUGGAACGAGAAUGGAAGUCUCACUGGAAGUACCCAAAUGCCGUCAGGAUGAGUCUCCGAUUAAACCUCUGAGGCGGAGUUGGAAUACAGAAACAGAUGGAGCUGAAAUCAAGGAAGCAGAAAGUACCCUUGGUUCCCAGAUACCAACCUCGGCUUUCGAUGAAAAGAGUGUUGGUCAUUCCACUGUCUUUUCUGAUAUCAGUGACCCCUCAGCGUUCGCUUCAAUGGAUACUUCCUUCAACAACAUUGACAGCUCAUGGCGACAUGAUAGCAUUGAUACUUCUCUUCGCAUUGAAGCCCUAGAAUCACUAAAAGAAGAAAAUGAUGACUUUGACUUGUUAACCGAGCUCAUUGUCAGAAAUCCCGCAUCAUCAUCGUCCAUGGACACAGCCGUUUUCGAAUCCGCGAAGAAAGACAUUCCACCUCAACUUGCAGUGCGGUAUCAUUCAUCUAUUGACUCGAAAUUUGAGAUUCAUCCCAUGGACGACAGGUUUAGUGGAAUCGCACCAGAUGGCCAAGAUAAACCAAUGACACUUCCAAAGCCAUCCUACUCCCAACAACAAGCAUCGACGAUGCCAGCGUCGUCUGGUCUCCAAAAGCUGGCGGAAGCCUUCAUUUCUGGUUGCUCGAUUGGUACACAUUCGUAUCAUUUGAAGAAAUACCCCAAUACCUUUGUUGGAAGUCAAGCUGUCGACUUCAUGCUCCGUGCCGAUCUUGCGUCUACUCGUGAAGACGCAGUAUUUCUAGGACAACGAUUCUGCAGGGAGUUGAAUCUAUUUCAUCACGUUUGCUGGGACCAUACGUUCAAAGAUGGGCAAUUUUUCUACCGAUUUAACGAUGAAUGUUCCAAAGAUGUGCGAUGUGCGACCCCACUCAGCAGAGAGGACUUGGUCACGAUGAGUCGAAAAUUUGUGAAGGGUAUGCCUGUGUCAAAGCAUAAGAGCCAUCGAUUCAAGACAUACCGCAACACGUUCUCAGGGGAACAAGCCGUUAGCUAUGUGCUACAAGCCAAACUGGCUACGAAUAGACCCGAUGCCGUGUUUCUGGGUCAGCGGAUGAUGGAAGAGCUUGACAUCUUUGAGCCGGUUUCGCAUAACAGCCGCUUUAAAGAUUCUUGCUACCUUUAUCGUUUCGUCACGGAGGAGGGAAAUUCUUCCUCCUGUGAUGAUUCCGCUACUAUUGGAUCUAUGACGCACAGCGACGAUGCCCACCAUCAUCAGAAGUACCGGCAGCUGAGCCCAUUGUCACCUGCCAAUACUGAUAGUUGGAGCAAUCGAUCAUCUGCGAUUGGUGCAAAACGAAAGAUGCAGAGGGUUACCUUUGGUGUAGUUCAAAGUCGCUACUUUGAACGUCGCCUCGAAUGUAAUCCAGCUACAUCUUCGGGACCAAGCUUGGGCCUUGGUUGGAGAUUCUACGAUGAUUCACCGGUUCAAUUGAGGAAUGAAAAAUCUUUACAAUUGGAGUUUCGAGUAGGUCGACUUUCCAUCCAAGAUCGUACAAGGAUUUUGAAAGAAUGGGGAUACAACAAGGCAGAAAUCAACAAGGCUACUAGAAUCAACAGGAGCAUCCGGCAGAAACGAAAACAAUCCUUGAACAACGACACCGAGCAGCUGUAA
This is a messenger RNA of Cylindrotheca closterium, 1707 nucleotides long. Lineage: Eukaryota; Bacillariophyta; Bacillariophyceae; Bacillariales; Bacillariaceae. The record is from the annotation of a GenBank genome assembly.